AUGGCUUCCUCUAAAUCCGUCGAUGCCCUAGCCAGUGCCUUGGUGGCUCGAUUCCUGCGAACGAACAACUACGCUGAGACUCUCGGUGCGUUCAUCCGCGAGGCCAGUCUUGCUCCGGACGUGGGGCAGAGCUCCGGCGAUGACACCAACAGCUGGUCCAUUCAAAGCCUGCUUGAGGAGAAGAAAACCUUUGACCAGAGCGUGGAUUUUGAGCGAUAUGGCGCAGAUAGCUCAAAGACGGGUCUGUGGUGUGUGCCAGCACCCUCAAAACCAAACAUUGUGCAAACACCGACAUCAGCCAAUCUACUCGCUGCAUCGGUCGAACACUGGUGGAAGCCUUGCGAGAACGAAGAUGUCGCAGAGUCAGAACGGGGCUACAUUGUGUCCACUGGCGCAGAUAGAAAAGUUCAUCUGCUCGACACCGCAGUCGGCAACGACACCAUUGUUUCGUUCUCCGGGAUAUCUGAUUCACCCGUGCUCUCAUAUGUAUCCGUCUUGCAAGGUCGAUAUAUUUUGAUGACCAACAUGUCUGGCCAACUGCUCCUCCAGCGUGGCUCCGAUACCCUGGAUACCAGAAGAGACCAUACGAAAUACGCCGUCAAGGUGGUCGCUUACGAAGACCAAUGCGGCUCCAGUACUUCUCCCCGAAAGCUGUGGGUUGCUACCGCUGGUUGGGAUGCGAUGGUAUACCUGUACUGUCUCAACAUCCCAGACGAAGUAGACAGUUCAGCACUUGCCAUUGGGAAUCCUGUUGCAUGCAUCAAGCUAGUCACGAACCCAGAAUCUUUGCUCUUUGUACGCCACCUCGACACUGACGAGCUACUCCUGCUUGUCUCACGAAGGGACUCGACCUACCUUUACUACUACGGAGUGGAAUCCGUACCACAAGGCGUCACUGAGUCCGAGAAUAAUACCCAACCACCAGUCCCAGAGUGCAAGCUCCUCGGACACCAGAAUCUGGCACCCCAUUCUAAUGCAUGGGUAGCCUUUUCUCCUGCACACAUGGCACUAAGUCCACACGACCCGGGUCUACUGGCAGUAGCUACAUCGACGCUGCCGCAUCUCAAGGUCAUUAUCGUGCGGCUAUUGUUCCCGUUAACGAAGACAUUUGACCCAGAGGGCGAUUCCGAGGUUUCCCUGACGCAGGCCUCUCAAGCAUUCGCAGCGCUGGCGCUGCAGAACCGCGAGGACGCCGCCAUCCUCGUGCAGGCCAAUACCUUCGCGCCGCAGACGGCAUACUCAACACCGCAGGUAGCGUGGCGACCUGACGGGUCGGGUGUUUGGGUCAAUGGGGAUGACGGCGUAGUGCGCGGCAUUGAGGCUAAGACGGGGAAGGUGGUUGCUAUCCUUAAGGACGGCCAUGAGCCUGGUUGUAAAGUGCGCACGGUCUGGGCGGGCUAUGUACCUGUGCCUCAUGAUGGCGAGGAUCCGUCUCAAGAGGAAUGGGUCAUCAGUGGGGGAUUUGAUAAACGGUUGGUGAUUUGGAAGGUAUAG
This is a messenger RNA of Penicillium lagena, 1494 nucleotides long. RefSeq lists its product as uncharacterized. Gene Ontology annotation, molecular function: protein binding. Lineage: Eukaryota; Fungi; Ascomycota; Eurotiomycetes; Eurotiales; Aspergillaceae. The transcript is spliced from 2 exons. The coding region runs from base 1 to 1494 and encodes 497 amino acids. The record is from RefSeq and is a predicted model, not a curated record.